GGCGGCCGCCCGCCUCUGCCGCCGGGACACUCAAAAUCAGAAGCAACUCCUGAAAAUUUGUCCGUGUGUGGCAGUGGUUACCAUCCAGUUACCUCCGUGGGGAUUCAGCCUGCCAGGCUCCCUUGGCUGCUGGUGCCGAAGGACAGGUCGGUUUGGGCUGGGAAGGACUCCUGGUCUGGUAAUGGGAACGCUGGUGUGAGCUCCGCGAGGGGAGCCCCAAGUGCAGAGCGGAGAUUCGUAUCACCCAGCUGAGGACAAGGAAGAAUAAACCAGAGCUGAUCCACUUCCAUCCCACGGGAGUGCUCCUGGGAGGCUUGGCGCCUUGGAGGAGAGAGGAUGGCUCAGGAGACAAACCAAACCCAGGUGCCUCUGUUGUGUACCACAGGCUGUGGAUUUUAUGGCAGCCCCCGGACCAACGGGAUGUGCUCCGUUUGCUAUAAGGAGUUUCUACAGAGACAGCAGAGCAGUGACCGGAUAAGCCCCCCAGCACCCAGUGGUCCCAACAGCAGCCCCAUGGCUUCAGAUUCAAUUGCAGGGCAGCGUGCAGAGGGAGACUCCGUGCCUGAGGAUGCGAAAGCCAGUGCUCAGACUCCUGUGACCCAUCAGAUGACAGCCAUGAGCAUAUCCAGAGAAGAAAAGAGCAGUGAGACAGAAGAAUUCAUCAAGACAGAAGAAGCCUCAUCAGCAUCUUCCUCAUCAGGUACCCUGCUUGAAAUAUCCCAGAACACAGCUGAGGGCAAGACAGCUUCAGAAAAACCGAAACAGAAGAAGAAUCGCUGCUUCACUUGCCGGAAGAAGAUAGGGCUAACUGGCUUCGACUGCCGCUGCGGGAACCUGUUCUGUGCCAUUCACCGGUACUCCGACAUGCACGCCUGCCCCUACGACUACAAGGCAGAAGCUGCCGAGAAGAUCCGUAAGGAGAACCCCAUCGUUAUCGCUGAGAAGAUCCAGAAGUUGUGAAGGGGUCUGAGCCGCUCGAACUGCAGCCAGGUGGCCUGGUGCUCCUCUCCUUCCUCCCAGCCUUCCUCCUCUUCCUCCCAGCCUCAUCGGUGGUGCGAUGGGGACUCCAGCAGCACCACACAAACCAGCACCCGGACAUGGGGACUCCUCGCACCUCUUUGGCAGACAGUUGGCGUUCCUUCUCUCCCUUCCUGCCUGUCCAACAGCCACAGCUCAGCUGAUCCAUUCUCGACCAGCUUCCCAAAGGAAAAGAGACCAUCCUGCCCCACCGCUCCAGUGCUAAGACCUUUGGACUUGUCUUCCACCGGGGUGGUUUGUGUGGCGCAGGCAGCAGGGCUCUGCUGGGCAGCCUUUCCCUUCAGCCGGGAGCUCUGAGUCCUGCGAACCGCCCGGGACUCACGGCUGGAGCCCCUGAGCAGCCGCUGGACUUUGUUCCCUCUGCCCCACUGUCUCUUUGUGGCAGAUGUAAAACCGGGAGCUGGGGAAUCGCGGCAGCAAGGCUGCCUUCUGCUUCCCGAGAGGUGUUUGGUCUCAGAUGCAGAAAAGAUGAUUCUGUAGUUUUAAUGCCCCAAAUACCCCUCCCCUCCCUUUGAGAUGCUGUUUUUGAAGCACCGAGGUGGUUAAGCAGCAGAGCACCGGCACAGUAAAGUUAUUUUGUGGCUUGAAGCGACGUAGACGCGCUCCAGCUGCAGGUCGGGACCUUUAGGAAAGUACCGCUCGCUGCCUCGUGCCUCUCGCCGCCGGGAGGGAGCCAGCCUGCCGGGCUCGCUGCAUCCAGGGACGUGGCUGGGCUGCGAGCCACCCUUGCACCAGCCUCCCGUGCUUCAGCACACCCUGAAUAACCGCUGGCCGCUUCCCAAGCGAGGUUUGUUGUAACGCAGCGGUGCCUGCGCCCCUCCUCUCCCCUCUCCUCCCUGCCUUCUGCCUUACACGAUUCUUUCUCAUCGGGGUUGUGCACAAAGCUCAGAUCAUCAAA
This is a messenger RNA of Gymnogyps californianus (California condor), 1936 nucleotides long. RefSeq names its product AN1-type zinc finger protein 5-like. Gene Ontology annotation, molecular function: DNA binding; zinc ion binding. Bases 337 to 960 code for a protein of 207 amino acids. Lineage: Eukaryota; Metazoa; Chordata; Aves; Accipitriformes; Cathartidae. The transcript is spliced from 7 exons. The record is from RefSeq and is a predicted model, not a curated record.